Aspergillus piperis CBS 112811 is the source of this 300-nucleotide messenger RNA. RefSeq lists its product as uncharacterized. The transcript has a single exon. The record is from RefSeq and is a predicted model, not a curated record. Lineage: Eukaryota; Fungi; Ascomycota; Eurotiomycetes; Eurotiales; Aspergillaceae. The coding region runs from base 27 to 290 and encodes 87 amino acids.
CUGGAUUGGUUGGAACGUGAACAAAGAUGAUGGAUGAAUUUGUUGAUGGCCUGGUUAGUCUCCGAUGCGUAGCCCUUCUCCUUUUCUUAUCAAAACCUAACCCAACGACGGUGCAGACAGCCGAUGCUAAGCUUGGGAGGAUUCAUGAGGCCUGGAUUUGCUACUAUGAGUAUGUAAAUCGAUACCACGGUAGUAUAUCCAACAGACUAAUAUAUCGCAACAGAAGCUUCAGACCCCCUGGGAAUGAAGGGAAAGAAAGUGUCGCAAAACAAAACAUAUGGGGGCUAUAGCGACUGCACG